This is a messenger RNA of Dreissena polymorpha, 1291 nucleotides long. RefSeq names its product dehydrogenase/reductase SDR family member 4-like. The record is from RefSeq and is a predicted model, not a curated record. The transcript is spliced from 9 exons. Bases 57 to 896 code for a protein of 279 amino acids. Lineage: Eukaryota; Metazoa; Mollusca; Bivalvia; Myida; Dreissenidae. Gene Ontology annotation, molecular function: carbonyl reductase (NADPH) activity.
UUCCAAUUUGUGAACCAUGGAAUUCCGGAAGUGAUAAUACUGUACAUUGGACCACUAUGCAGAGAACGCUCAUAUCGCGUUUAAAGGCUCCUCUGCAAAGAACUGUUUUAUUACAAAUGGCAUCAACAAGUUCUAUUAAAGGGAAACUUAGCGGAAAAGUUGCCAUUGUGACAGCAUCAACCGAUGGCAUAGGGUUAGCUAUUGCUCGAAGGCUGGGACAGGAUGGUGCUAGAGUGAUAGUCAGUAGUCGCAAGAAAGAAAAUGUGGAGAAAACAGUUAAAGACUUGCAAGCUGAAAAUCUGAAUGUUGAGGGAGUGGUGUGUCAUGUUGGUAAGGCAGAGGACAGAGCUUCACUGAUCAAACAGACACUGACCAAAUUCGGUGGCAUAGACUUACUGGUUUCAAAUGCAGCUGCCAAUCCAACAUUUGGGCCAAUGCUUGAUACAUCAGAAUCAGCCUGGGAUAAAAUAUUUGAAACAAACGUAAAGGCUGCAUUCUUUCUGUGCAAGGAAGUAGUGCCAUACAUGGAGGCUCGAGGUGGUGGUUCAAUUGUGCUGGUAUCUUCAUUUGCUGGAUACACACCCAUGGAGUUCCUGGGGCCUUAUUCUGUAAGCAAGACAGCGCUGAUUGGUCUUACAAAGGCCUUGGUGCCCCAGCUGUCUACAAUGAACAUACGUGUGAACUGUGUGGCGCCAGGGGUCAUCCAGACCAAGUUUAGCGAACAGUUGUGGAAGAAUCCUGCUGUUAAAGACAUGGUGAUGCAAAUGAUUCCUAUGAAAAGGAUAGGUGAUCCCAGCGAGGUGUCAGGGCUUGUCUCGUUCCUGUGUUCUGAUGACGCCAGCUAUAUCACCGGGGAAACCACGCUAGUUACCGGGGGAAUCCCGGGGCGCCUGUAGUGGGCACUUAUGACGUCAUAAAGACGGGCAUUCACGCUAUGAUGUCACAAUAAUUACAACUGUUUGCGUGUUCACAUAAACGCUGCAUUCUGAUUGGAUAAUCCGCUCUAGUGACACGUGUUUCAUUUACCUAUAAAUCAAAUACGUAUGCAAGUUAAUUCAUAAAUAUUCAUUACGGUACUACUUUUUUAUAAAUACGUGGUCAGUUAUCGGCAUUGUAGUCCGCGAAUCUUGUCGAUCACUAUUCAUUCAUAAACGGUGGAAUGCUUCCAUUGUGUGGCGCGGAAGGUAUCGUUCUGCUGUUAGACGCACAUAAAAUCGAAAAAAACGAAAUUCGUACGGCUUCCGAUGUAACCCCUGUAUUUUAAACAAUUGCAGCGUUUACACACAUAACG